CGGCAUCCUUUGCGCCGUCUCCGCGCUAGUCCUGGCGUCCUCCGCGGCGUGUGGUCGCUGCUGCCAGGCGUGGAGCAGCGUCCCUCUCGCCCGCCUCAGGGACUGCAGCGGGAGAUGGCGGCCCAGAAAAUAAACGAGGGGCUGGAGCACCUGGCCAAGGCAGAGAAAUACCUCAAAACUGGUUUUUUAAAGUGGAAGCCAGACUAUGACAGUGCUGCUUCGGAGUACGGAAAAGCAGCUGUUGCUUUUAAAAAUGCCAAACAGUUUGAACAAGCAAAAGAUGCCUGUCUGAGGGAAGCUGUGGCCCAUGAAAAUAAUAGGGCUCUUUUUCAUGCUGCCAAAGCCUAUGAGCAAGCUGGCAUGAUGCUGAAGGAGAUGCAGAGGCUGCCAGAGGCCGUCCAGCUGAUCGAGAAGGCCAGCACGAUGUACCUGGAGAACGGUACCCCUGACACGGCCGCCAUGGCCCUGGAGCGCGCUGGGAAGCUUAUAGAAAAUGUAGAUCCUGAGAAGGCUGUACAGUUAUACCAACAGACAGCUAAUGUGUUUGAAAACGAGGAGCGCCUGCGGCAGGCUGUUGAAUUGCUGGGGAAAGCCUCGCGGCUGUUGGUUCGAGGACGCAGGUUUGAUGAGGCAGCACUCUCUAUUCAGAAAGAAAAAAAUAUUUAUAAGGAAAUCGAGAAUUACCCCACCUGUUAUAAGAAAACCAUCGCCCAGGUCCUGGUUCACCUGCACAGAAACGACUACGUGGCUGCCGAGAGGUGUGUCCGGGAGAGCUACAGCAUCCCAGGCUUCAGUGGCAGCGAAGACUGCACCGCGCUUGAGCAGCUUCUCGAGGGCUAUGACCAGCAGGACCAGGACCAGGUGUCGGAGGUCUGCAACUCGCCACUCUUCAAGUACAUGGACAAUGACUAUGCCAAACUGGGCCUGAGCUUGGUGGUCCCAGGGGGAGGGGUCAAGAAGAAGUCGCCAGCAGCGCCCCAGGCCAAGCCAGGUGGUGGCACCGCGGCCCCCGAAGAGGAGGAAGAUGAAUAUUCAGGAGGACUGUGCUAGCAUUCUGCUUGCAAAGAGAAAAGGAAGACAAAGGGAAGAUUCUGACAUACCAUUUUUGUGGACCUGGAACUCACUGAAAGUUACACUUCCUUGAGAUGGUGAUUUUUGAGUGGAAACCGCUAUGGCCCGAAGGAGCAGGGGAGCCAGGGGACACCCCUGUGGCCUGUUCCCAUCGCCCAGGUAGAGAUGAUUCGUAGUUACCGUUUCCCAAAUCAGCUCUUGGAUCUACUAUUGGGAAGCAUUUUUUUCCUUUCUUUUGUAAGAACAGGAAUAGCAAAAAAUGUACUGUCACCUUUUAGUACAGUUGAUUUUUAAAUUUGCAAGCUAAAUUCAAGACAAAUCACACCCUAAGCAAAAGGACUGGUAGACAUGGGUACUCUUCUUGUGUUCCUGUGAUUUAUUGUAUGAGGAUUUUGUUUGUAUUUUAUUUAAUAUUGCUGCUAAAAGUGAAGUUGCCCACUAGAACAAUUAUUACGUUAAGAACUUACCUUAUUUUGAAAAGGAAAUUUAUCUCCCGUAAUUGUAGGUACAUUUAAAUUUUAAAUAUUUUCAGAGACAAAAUCCAGAUGAAGCAGUUUUGAGACGUAGGGUAUUUAGCCCAAUGAAAGGUGCACAUAAGCUUUUUCUGUGUUAAUGCACACACUUUUGAAGGCAUUCUCUUAAGAGGGUUCUGCUGUUCCCAGUGUUCUCCGCGGUGUGGGGGACUCUGGCCACCCAAGAGCGCAGUGACGGUCCUGCUGGGCUCUGACCAUGUGGACCAGUGUCUGUGUGCUCUGAGGAAGAGUCUGUGUCCAGUCCGUCGUCUAGCACAACCCGCCUCCUCAAUGGAAGGGCUGCGACGAGACCACGCGUGCACAUGGAGAGAGCUGACCACAGAGGUUCGGCUGGAAGGGGCGAAUUGAUUUUGAGAGACAUGUAGAACUGGGUUCUAGCACUCUCAGUCUUGGUGGUUUCCUGACAGGAUAGUUUUGAAGCAUUCCUUUGACACCCUGUGUGGCGUAGCCCUGCCUUGUCCCCUGUCACCAAGAAGGAGGCUGGACGGCAGCAGUCCUGCAGGUUCUUAGUCCUGCAGGCUCUGCCGCGAAGCCAGCUUCCCCUCCACUCAGGCCAAACCCACCCUGCUUUGUCUUGCUGGGUGUCCUGAGACCCUCAGAAGGGGUGCUCGGGACCUGGUCACAGCUCUGCUCCGGGACACGCCAUCCCUGCAGUGUAGGUGAGGUUAGCACGGCUUCGCUGAGGGGCUCCCACCAGCCUAGCGGAGCUUGUUCUCCCUUCUGCCGCCUGCCCAGGCCUUCAGGGGCAGCUCACUUGUAUUCAUUGUACUGAGGUGGUGACCAUGAAUCUGACCACUGAAGCAUUUUUGUUUAAGGGAAGCUAAGCUUUCAGCGACCCCCUCACUGCCACAUGCACCCUGUAGGUCCCAUGAGAAACUUGGGACGUCCUUUGCCAAGGCCUCUUGAGCAAGCUAGUUCUCCGUGUGAGCAGGCUGCUGGUACUCACAGAUGCGUCGGCUGCCUCUUCACGAGCUGAGACUCCUUACAACCUGGGGUCGGGAGUGCUUGGAUUUACACACUGAAGACAGGGUGAUGGGCACAGGCCACAGGGGUGUCCCCUGGCUCCCCUGCUCCUUGGGGCCACAGAGCGGUUUCCAGAGUGUGCUGCUGUGUCAGGGUUGUCCUGGUGUCCACGAGAGCUUUUGUUCCACACCUACACGUUUUAUUUUUCCAUCCGGAUAGUUCUCCUGAGAGCAUAGUCAGAAAAUGAUGUUUACAACAAGAAUAGUUGUGUUCUAGAACUCUAGUGUCCGCACUUUACCAAAAUGAAAGUCUGCAUGAGUGUGUUGAGAAUCUAGUUUCUGUUCUAUAUAGCGAGUAGCACCCAAUGAACAUUUAAUAUAUUGAAUUUAUUUGUACAUGUGCAGAGUAUGGUAUUUGCGUAUGGAAUCUUACGCUCUAGUCCUAUUUUUUCCCAGCUCUUUGACAUUAAAUGUGUUGUUACAGAAAUACAUUAUUGCUUCUAUAAAGAAGAUAAUUAUGAAAAUAAAAUCUGAAACCACAUAGUC
Messenger RNA from Octodon degus (degu), 3112 nucleotides. RefSeq names its product NSF attachment protein gamma (gene Napg). Gene Ontology annotation, biological process: intracellular protein transport. NCBI's taxonomy places the organism in Eukaryota, Metazoa, Chordata, Mammalia, Rodentia, Octodontidae. Gene Ontology annotation, molecular function: soluble NSF attachment protein activity; syntaxin binding. Bases 115 to 1050 code for a protein of 311 amino acids. The record is from RefSeq and is a predicted model, not a curated record. The transcript has 12 exons. Gene Ontology annotation, cellular component: SNARE complex; vacuolar membrane.